GUAUAAUAAUGGAAAAUAAAUUUUCACACAAGUUUCCUUAUUGUGGAAUCACUUGAGAUGUGUUCAUCUUGUGUUAAUGAAAUAAUACUAAAGGACUAAUUCAUAUAAUGGUUGUUACUUUGUAGCAUGUGCAGUGAAUUCCUACAGAUAUUUACUCUUUGCCAGUAUGUUUUGGGCAAUUCUCAGAAUGUUACUCUCAUUGGUGCAACACUAGAGACAUUAUUACGAUUUCUCAACUGGAUUCCACUGGGCUACAUAUUUGAGACACAGCUCAAUAGCACACUUGUUUGCAAGUUCCUGAAUGUGCCCAUGUUCAGAAAUGUGACGUUGAAGUGCUUGACUGAGAUCGCUGGCAUUGAUGCAAACCAGUAUGAUGAACAGUUUGUGGUGCUAUUUUCCUUAACAAUGGCCCAGUUAAAACAAAUGCUUCCUUUGACAAUCAACAUCAAAGAUGCUUAUGCAAAUGGGAAAGAUGAUGAGCAGAAGUUUAUUCAGAACCUGAGCUUGUUUCUUUGUACAUUCCUGAAGGAACAUGGCCAAUUGGUUGAAAAGAAGGAGGAGCUUCAUACCACUCUGUUGGAGGCUCUCCAUUACCUUGUGCUCAUCUCAGAGGUAGAAGAGACAGAGAUCUUCAAGAUCUGUUUAGAGUACUGGAAUGCACUGGCAUCAGAUUUGUACCGCGAGAACCCAUUCCCUUCAAGUGCACCACUUCUGAUUGGCACUUCACAGUCUCAGCAGAUCCCUCCCAGGAGACAAAUGUACCUCUCAGUGUUAUCCAAGGUACGAUUGACCAUGAUUGCAAGAAUGGCCAAACCGGAGGAGGUGCUGGUGGUGGAAAAUGACCAAGGUGAAGUUGUCAGGGAGUUUAUGAAGGAUACUGAUGCCAUCAACCUCUACAAGAAUAUGAGAGAAACGUUAGUGUAUCUUACCCAUUUGGAUUAUCAAGACACAGAGAGAAUCAUGACAGAAAAACUUCAGAAUCAAGUCAAUGGCACUGAAUGGUCCUGGAAGAACCUUAACACCCUUUGCUGGGCAGUUGGUUCAAUCAGUGGAGCAAUGCACGAAGAGGAUGAGAAAAGAUUCUUGGUUACAGUCAUCAAGGAUCUUCUCGGUUUAUGUGAAAUCAAACGUGGAAAGGACAACAAGGCAAUCAUUGCCUCAAACAUCAUGUACAUUGUGGGACAGUAUCCUAGAUUUUUGAGGGCACAUUGGAAGUUUUUGAAGACUGUGGUGAACAAGCUCUUUGAGUUCAUGCAUGAAACUCAUGAUGGUGUCCAAGAUAUGGCUUGUGAUACAUUCAUCAAAAUUGCCCAGAAAUGCAGAAGACAUUUUGUUCAGGUCCAAGUGGGUGAGGUUAUGCCAUUUAUAGAGGAAAUAUUGAACAGUACACAAUCUAUUAUUUGUGAUCUUCAACCUCAGCAGGUUCACACUUUUUAUGAGGCAGUUGGAUACAUGAUCAGUGCACAAACUGAUUCAGUUGUCAUGGAGAGACUGAUUGAGAAGUACAUGUCACUUCCAAACCAAGCGUGGGACAACAUUGUCAAAGAAGCAACAAGGAAUAUUGAUCACUUAAGAGACAUUGAAGUUGUCAAACAGCUUGGAAACAUACUGAAAACAAAUGUCCAAGGCUGCAAAUCUAUUGGACACCCAUUUGUUACUCAGCUUGGCAGAAUAUAUCUGGACAUGCUCAAUGUAUACCGCUGUCUCAGUGAAAACAUUUCUGUGGCAAUAGCUGAAAAUGGCGAGAUUGUCACAAAACAGCCACUUAUCAGGGCAAUGAGAACAGUGAAAACAGAAACACUAAGAUUGAUAUCAACAUGGGUUAGCAAGUCAAAUGAUGCAAAACUUGUCUGUGAUAACUUCAUUCCUCCAUUACUGGAUGCAGUGCUUGGUGACUACCAAAGAAAUGUACCAAACGCUCGAGAGCCUGAAGUCCUUAGUACCAUGGCAACUUUUGUCAACAAGUUAGAGAGAAAUGUGACAGAACAUAUUCCAAAGAUAUUCGAUGCAGUGUUUGAGUGCACCCUAGAAAUGAUCAACAAGAACUUUGAAGAGUUCCCUGAACACAGAACAAACUUCUUUCUCCUUCUCCAAGCUGUGGUUCAGCACUGUUUUCAAGCUCUGUUAUCAAUACCUCCUCAGCAGUUUAAGCUGGUGUUGGAUUCUAUUGUUUGGGCGUUCAAACACACCAUGAGAAAUGUUGCUGAUAUUGGACUGCAUAUUUUGUACUCUUUGUUGAAGAGCUUGGAGCAAGAAACAGCGGCACAAAGCUUCUACCAGACGUACUACAUGAUGAUUGUACAGCAUGUGUUAUCAGUUGUAACAGACACAUCUCACACUGCAGGUUUAACAAUGCACGCGACUAUCUUAGCACACUUGUUCAGUUUGGUGGAGACAGGCAAGGUAUCAGAACCUCUGUUUUCGUCAUCAGAAGGCACACAGUACCCAUCGAACCAGGCUUACGUCCAAGCAUGCAUUGCCAAUCUUCUGAAGCAAGCGUUUCCACAUUUGCAAGAUGCGCAGAUCAAGUUGACUGUUCAAGGACUGUUUGAUCUCAACCAAAACAUUCCAGCCUUCAAAGAACAUUUACGAGACUUCAUGGUUCAAAUUAAGGAAUUCCGAUCUGAAGAUGUCAGUGAUUUGUAUCUGGAAGAACGAGAACAACAGUUGACCGCUGCGCAGGAGGAAAAAAGAAAAGUUCAACUGUCUGUGCCAGGAAUGGUUAACCCCCAUGACAUGCCAGAAGAAAUGCAAGAUUAAUAUUUAUUAUUAGUUUUUAGUUAAUAUUCUUUAAUCAUUAGUUAGAUUUUGUUGACAAGUAUGAUAUCUACCAUCUACAUGUAUUUUUGUACUUUUUUUUUGUUUGUAAUGUUUUCAUAGGGAGCAGAGAAUUCAGAACGAGUUUAACUACUUUAGAGUGCUUUUUAAUUGUUAGAAAAGUGACAGUGAAGUCAGUAACAUUGGAUUGUUAUAAUAAUUGUGGUACAGUGUUACCAUGUUACCAAUGUUACCAACUGUUAGCAAACGAAAGUUGUAUUAUUUCUUGUUGGAAAUGUUUUGCCAUUGGCGCUAAGAAGCCUAGGGCUGCAUGCAUCGUCUUGUACAAAUCUGAUGGAACCAUUAGUUUUAAAAUCCAUAAGUGUUCUCUAAACUACAAGCAAAUUCACAUGGUCAUUCCUGGGAGCUUAAGCAAUGAUGACAGGGACGCCAAGGACAACGCGUUGUCAAAAAUGAAUUGAUAUUUUAUCAGCAGAAUCUGCUAUUGUCCAGAUCUGUUCAGUACGCCAAUGGCUCUAAAACAUGCUCAGGCUAAAUAUGUAAUGACAGUGUUCAAUUCCAAAAGGAAAGAUGAAAAAUUAGCUGCCAUCGUUCACUACUAUGCAGAACGUGGUCAUUUCACAAUGUUGUUUGCAGAGGACAGCAAGGAAAUGUAACGCACGUGCACAGCAUUUGUUUUGCUUAUUAAGUCUUUUGUUGGUGACAUUCUUAUUGCCAUUGUCGUUGUGGUUUGCUUAAGCUCCCUAUUGUUGAGCAAGAAGUGAGGAACAUGGGAGGAAACUUGGCAAUGUGCUUUUUCUUCUCAUGUUAUUUCGUUUCUCACAGAUUGAUCCUUGGAUAGCGGAAGAACCUACUUGUAGUAUCAUUGCCUACAUUUUCUACUUUGACUUUGUAUUAUUUUCGUACAAGUUAUUUCCAUUCAUUUAUUCAUUCAUUCCAUCAUCAAAUAUAAAGUGUUCUAUUGAAGAGUGUGGAAUAUAAAUAAAGAUAAGUAAUGUAUUUUAUAUUAUUUUAUAUUGAAAUGUAGAAGUUAUGAACAGUAAGUAAAUUAAUUGCUGUACAUUUCUAUAUUAUUUGGUGGAAGACAGGCUAAUUUCAAGCCUGAGAGAAAGAGAAAGCCCAAAACAUAGUUUUGUUAGUUCUUUAGGUUUGAAUUGUCUGUUGUUAAGUUUAACCCAUGAACAUUUUGACAUCAGUUUUCAACACAGAGUUGUUGAUUCCAAGAAACAGUCGUACGUGAAACAUGUUUUCAUACAUCUCAAUGCCUUAGGUUAAGUAUGGUAUGUCUGCCAUUGUUUAUGUUCAAACAGAUUUAUUUAGUGGUAAUUGCUUUUCAUAUCAGAAGUGGUUACCUUGGAGAUGUGUUUUUCCUCAGUUUGUUGUCUCCAGGAACAGUUAUAAUUAUUCAUUUCUCUGCCCCUUAACAGUAGCCCAAUUACUCAAAGAAAAAGAAAGUAUUCUGGUUAUUAUAGUGAAAAGUGACCUUUUGGAAGAUAAUACUGUAAUCUGUGCUUUUGGAUAUUUAUUAGAAAAAAAAACUAUUAAUGUCUCGAUGCCAGUUUAAGUUUCCUUAUGGAUUGGUCAAGAGCUUCAAUAUUUGGUAAGAGCAUGGCAGUAUUAGCUUGCUGAUGAUCUACGCUUGCUACACAGCUGUCAGCUGGCCACCUUUAAUCUGCUAUCCAACAUAUUGCUAACAUACUAAGAUACAUGACCUUCAGCAAAGUGUUCAGAUAGUUAACUGAAGGCAAAAAGUGCUCUGCAUCUUUCAUUGAAUUGUUAAUUAGAGUUCUCUGUAAACCUAAGUAUAUCAUUUGAAAAUUGAUUUAUAAUGUAGUUUUUCUUCUAAACUCUUUUUGUAUUGACUUAUUUCAUGCUAUGCCAGCAUCUGAUCUUGUAGGAAUAUCACAAUCAUGUUGACAAUAAAGAAAAGUUUAAAACAACA
Molecule: messenger RNA, 4720 nt
Organism: Orbicella faveolata
Lineage: Eukaryota; Metazoa; Cnidaria; Anthozoa; Scleractinia; Merulinidae
Product: exportin-1-like
Biological process (GO): protein export from nucleus; ribosomal small subunit export from nucleus; ribosomal large subunit export from nucleus
Cellular component (GO): cytoplasm; nucleus
Molecular function (GO): small GTPase binding; nuclear export signal receptor activity
Source: RefSeq, a predicted model, not a curated record